Asterias rubens (European starfish) is the source of this 2776-nucleotide messenger RNA. RefSeq lists its product as uncharacterized. The transcript has 5 exons. Gene Ontology annotation, molecular function: ubiquitin-protein transferase activity. The record is from RefSeq and is a predicted model, not a curated record. Lineage: Eukaryota; Metazoa; Echinodermata; Asteroidea; Forcipulatida; Asteriidae. The coding region runs from base 425 to 1603 and encodes 392 amino acids.
UUCCCGCCGUAAGAGGCUUCGUCCUGUGAUUCAACUCAUCUUGUGGAGGUCUCGGUCGUCUUAAUUCCGGAGCUAAAAAGGAAACUAAGUAUACUGUAAUAAACGUUAAUAUUCACUAAUAAGGACGAGGCCCUUCGAUGUAUCGAGCGCUCUUCGCGGCUAAGCAAAUCUAUCGGUUCUAGUUAGGUUGCCAUGAUCCAGACGAGGCCCUUUGAUGUACGGAGCGCUCUACGCGACUAAGCACACCGAUCGGUCACAUGUCAAGGUUCAUCAUCAUCCAGUUACUCUCGGAAAGAAGAAGACAACGGGAAAAGGAUUCUUUUGUUUUUAUCUUCCUGCUGUUUAUCUGCUCAUCGAGAGAAUAGAGGAUGUAAAGGAAUCAAAGAAGACAGCGUGUAGGUAGCUCAUAUCCAACACCUCAACAAUGGAUCGAUCCAGAAAACAGGAACUUGGUGCCGGAGAAGACACUUUGCCAGUUUCAGAAAUGGAUGUAGAACUGCAUCAAGAGAUUCCUUUGCCAGAACAACCCCCACGUGUAAGUGAGCCCAGCAUCAUUGAUGAUGUACAAGCUGACGUUACACCAAGAAGUACAACUCCUCCCCCUGACGGCCUGAUGUACUUACGCAUUCAUCGGGCUAACAUUAUGGAAGAAAUGAUUGCUCAUUUCAAAGAUCCAUACAUUAUUCUCGAAGAGAUAGAAACUUCUUUUGUCAAUGAAAGAGGCAUAGAUUGCGACGGCGUUUCUCGAGACGCUUAUUGUUCCUUUUGGGAGGAGUUCUUCGAAUGUGCAUCGAAAGGUGAAGCAGGUCGGGUGCCCGUCAUCACAGCAAAUUGGAUAAAGGAAGAAUGGAAGGCAAUUGGGAGGAUCCUUCUCAAAGGAUACAUGGAUCAUCAGUAUUUUCCCCUACAAUUCAGCGAGGCUUUCAUAAUUGGCCUCAUUCAUGGGGAAGAGAAAGUUUCUCAAGAGAUUCUUGAGAAAUCAUUCUUGGCAUACCUUUGCUCCAGUGACAGCAACCUAGUCAAGAUGGCGUUGAAAAGUGAUACAGAGCCAAAAGACAAUGCACAACUCACUGACUUCUUAUACAGUAUGGGUUGCCGUAGCAUUCCAACACAACCCAGGUUGAGUACUGUACUCCUUCAAGUGGCCCACUUGGAACUCAUUCAACGACCAUUCUAUGCAAUGAAGACAAUGGCUGAAGCUGCUUUCAACGAGUGGGCUGACUUGCUCCCGUCGGUGCAGUCAGUUUUGAACUUGUAUGAAGAGAAAAAACCCACUACUCAAAAGGUUGUGAAAAUGCUUCAGUGCAAGGUUAUGAACGAAGCUCAAGAACGCAGUCUCAGAUAUAUAAAGGAGUUUGUGAGAUCUCUCCCCCAGCAGUCACUUCGGAAGUUUUUGCACUUUUUGACUGGCUCUGACACGGCUCCCACAAAAGCAAUUCAGAUCAUAUUUACAAAGUUAGACGGUUUGGCACGGAGACCAAUUGCUCAUGCGUGUGGCCCCUGUUUGGAACUUCCUAGCACGUAUAAGAACUACUCUGAUUUUAGGAAAGAAAUGGAGGCAAUUUUAUCAAACACUGACAACUUUGAGAUGAGCAUUGCUUAAAACAUUUCCUGCAUGAGGAUUUCUGCUGAUAUUUUGAGACACAUUGAACCAGGGUUGAAUCAAGUAAAAAUGCAACAUAAGCUUACAAAAGUCCUCAAGUUUGAUAGUUUGAUAGAAUUGUUUCUGUUUCUGCUUUCAAAGUCUCAUCUCUAUAACUUUUUAAUGUAACAUGUUUUAAAUGCAGUGGACACCAUUGGUAAUUACUCAAAACAAUUAUUAGCAUUAAACCUUUCUUGAUUACUAGUAAUGGGGAGAGGUUGAUAGUAUACAAAUAUUGACUGCUUUAACUCGUGCUAUGGCACUUAUUUCUAAGUAGGAUAUAUACUUCUAUAGGAAAUCAAAUAGUGAAAAGUUUCAUAAAAUUUCAAGUGAACAGCAACUAACAAGACAUUGAAUUGUCAAGUUCUAUUUUGGUUAAUGUUUUAUUUCAACAACUUCCCUGUGAUGGUAAUAAAUGUGUCACUCUGUUUACUUUGAGAAUACCACUUUAUAACUGUGGUGCUGUAAACAACUCCUUCCAGACUCAUUUUUACCUUAAAGGCACUGGACACUAUUUGGUAAUUGCUCAAUAUAAUUGUUGCUCAAAAACUUGCUUGGUAACGAGCAAUGGAGAGCUGUUGAUAGUAUAAAGCAUUGGGAGAAACGGCUCCCUCUGAAGCACUGUGGUCUUGCUUUGCAACUGUAUUACUUUGAUGACCAAUUGAGUAACAAAAUAUCACAAAUUUGUUAUUUUAUGCAUUACUAUGUUGGGAUGCACCUGCACCAAGUGAGAAUACUGGUCCUUGACAAUUUUUUUUUUAAAACAGCGUGUAAUUUCUAACAAGGUUUUGUGUAGUUUUAGAGAAGGGGCUUACUUUUCACCCAACAAAAUUUUAGGCUUCAUGGUAUGUGAAGCCUUUCUCAGUCGUCUAAAGUUCUUUCAUGCAGUAUGAGGGUGAUUUGUUUUCCUUCAUUAUUUUGUUGUAACUUCCAUGCCCAAUUGAGCCAAUUUUUUUCACAGAUAUGUUAUUUUAUUUUAUGUUAGGGCACACAAAGUGAGGAACACUGUUUUUUUACAGUUUACCUAAGUGGAUGACUGUAUUUGCUGCAAAAGAUUUAGAUUUUUUUUAAACGGAUUGGUACAAUAUUUAUCCAUCAAAUGUGCGUUUUUUUUGUACAUGGUAAUUUUUUUCU